AUGGCCCAGAUCAUUGCUUCUGCACGGACCCGCCAUGAGAUAGUGAUUGCUAAGAAUGAGCAGAUCAGGGAUCUUGAUGCCCAUGUUGGCGAACUGGAGGGUCUAAUUGAGGAGCGCGAUGUUCUCUUGGACAACAGGGAUGCUGACUUUGCACUUCUUGAGCAGCAGUUCACCGUCCAGCAGCUGGAGGCGGACGUGGUGGCCGUGCUCCCCGGCGUGACGCUGCGCCCGCCGGAGCUCAUCCCCGUGGGGCCGCUCAUUGAGCUCCAGCAGCAGCAGAGGCAGGAGGAAGACGAGGUGCGCAAGGACCUGAUCAAGGCCGCCGCCGACUGCGUGGAGUGGCUGGACGCGCAGCCGCCGCGGUCCGUGGUGUACGCGUCAGUGGGCAGCGUGGUGGUGCUGUCCCCCGGCGAGGUCAUGGAGAUGGCGCACGGGCUGGCAUCGAUGGGGCGGCCAUUCCUGUGGGUGGUGCGGCCGGACACCCAGCCGCACCUGCCCGCGGGGUUCCUGGACUCCGUGUCCGUGCGCGGCGCGGUGGUGCCGUGGAGCCCGCAGGAGCGCAUGCUGGCGCACCCGUCGACGGCGUGCUUCCUGACGCACUGCGGGUGGAACUCGAUGUUGGAGACGGUGGCAGCAGGGGUGCCCAUGGUGGCGUUCCCGUAG
This is a messenger RNA of Panicum virgatum (switchgrass), 663 nucleotides long. Its product is annotated as putative UDP-glucose glucosyltransferase. NCBI's taxonomy places the organism in Eukaryota, Viridiplantae, Streptophyta, Magnoliopsida, Poales, Poaceae. Gene Ontology annotation, molecular function: UDP-glycosyltransferase activity. Bases 1 to 663 code for a protein of 220 amino acids. The record is from RefSeq and is a predicted model, not a curated record. The transcript has 2 exons.